UCGGACGGUCAAGGAAGGUAUGCCAUAGCGUACGCUGUCAACCAGCAGUUUGGUAAGCCGCUCUGCGGCGGUGCUUUGUGGUCGGGUCCCGUUGAGCCUCGGCUUGACAGGGCAGGGAAUGUGUGGUCGCUCGCACCAAAGAGCGGUGGGGAACGUGGGAGGUCUGGGCGGUGUACUGUCGGCCAGCUGUCCAAUCUGAUGCGGAGAGAGUGGUCGGAAGCGCACUCGUUCCAGUGAUCGCUCCUCGACGGCUCGGUGAUCGCCACGUCAUCCCCACGAGCGCUCACGUACGUCACCUCCUCUAUACGCCGUACGGCAUUGAUUGAGUGUUGCUGUUUCAAUCAUGAUGAUGCAGGUAGCAAAGGAGAUUGCGAAGAUGAAGGUCAAGGAGGUGCCGGAGUAUGUAAAGUCUGUUGCAACGAAGGAAAAUAUAACCAAUAAGACAUUGACUUUCCUUCAACGGUACCAGGAAAAGUACAUCAAGACGGGCAGCAUCAGGCCGCUUAACGAUGUCCUCAUUUCCGUUGGUAUUCUGGGCUAUGCCGUGUCAUGGCCCAAGGAGUACCGCCACAUGCAGCACGAGAAGGAGAAGGCAGCUGCGAAAGCUGCCGGCAAGGGCCAUCAUUAAGAUGAACAUCGCCAGCGGGGCAUGGUGAAGUUUAAGAUGGCGAUGAAUGCUGUCAUCGUUGGGCGCUGGUUCGAUUAUAUGGCAGGAGCAUUGUGGCCCCCUUGACUGUGGUUUCCUCUCUGUCCUCGUGUCUGCCUCUCUGUCUGUCUGUCCGUCUGUGCGUCUGUCUCUUUCUGUCUGUCUGGCCCUCUCUCUGUCUUAGCUUAAGAUGGCGACGAAUGCUGUCAUCCUUGGGCGCAGGUUCGAUUAUAUGGCAGGAUCAUUGUGGCCCCCUUGACUGCGGUUUCCUCUCUGUCCUUGUGUCUGCCUCUCUCUCUGUCUGUCCGUCUGUGCGUCUGUCUCUGUGUCUUUCUUUUCCCUAGUGGUUCUUCAACAACUUCCAGUGGAUCGUGUUUGAGAGUAGAUAGUGACUGUUUGCCAUUGGCUGAUGCUUUCAAUUGUUGCUAGGACUACUUCAUUUAUGCAUCUGGUCGACAUCUUCGUUAGAUACGUGGUAUUUCAGAAACUGCGAAACAGCAGGAAAGACGAGAGGAUGAGAACCACCAUUUGUAAAUUUGUAAAUGGAUGGUUUUGACAAUUCUUUUGGAAAAACAAACAUUGAAGAGUUUU
Molecule: messenger RNA, 1237 nt
Organism: Chara braunii
Lineage: Eukaryota; Viridiplantae; Streptophyta; Charophyceae; Charales; Characeae
Source: the annotation of a GenBank genome assembly